AUGGAAGAUCUCAGUAAGCAAGAACACUCAUAUGAUUUGUUUCAAAUACAGAACAACGAUAACAAUAAUAAUAAUAGCAAUGGUAAUUGCGAGACAAAUACUAAUAACUCUAACACAUUUGAUAUGUUUUCACAGAUUGAAAAUGGAAAUAUGAAUAUCAAGCCAACAGUGGAAGAAAUAGGCAAUAAAAAUGGUAAUCCAGGGUAUGGUGGUUUUGACUCGAUGUUAGAAGCUUUGCCAGAUGAUAUAACAUUUGAUACAUUCUUCCAUGAUGGACUCUAUACUAAUAGUUCUAAUUCUUCGCAGAACAAUUUAAAUGGUAAUAUUCGUACAUCAGAAGGUGUUAACAAUGUUAUUACACAGUCUAAAUCAACCACUGAGUUUGGUGUAUUUAAUAACAUUACUACUACCCAACCUAUAGAUAUUACUUCUAAUUCUAAUAAUUUACAAAAUGGUGAGAUUCCACAACUCUGGGAUUUUACAACUGAGAAUUUCCAAAUGACUCCAAGUAAUUCAAGCGAUUCUGCCACAAUUAGUGCACCAAACAGUUUUAGUUCUGAACCUAAUCGUUCAAUUCCAUUUGCAUCUCGUUUUCAUAGUAACAAUAAUUAUAAUAGUACCAUUACUAAUAAAGUUUUACACGGUUCUUCUUAUUCUAAUCAAAAUCUCAUGAACUUUUUGUAUCAAAAUUCUCCAAGUCAACAUAAUAAUAAUAUUCUACAUAUUGUUUCAAAUUAUUCUCCUGCAUUUAAUAAUAAUAAUAAUAGCACUUUUAACUCUUUCAGUGAUAAUAAAGAUAAAGAUAAAAGUGAUACAAUUACUAAUAAACCAAUAUCCAUACCGUUGACUGUCAAUAAUACGACAAAUUCAAUACGAAAAUCUCAAUCUUUUGCAAGACAAUUAUCUUCUACAUCCUUGUCAAGUUUGAAUGUAAAGAGAAAUUCUUCUAUAUCAGAAUUAUCAACAAGUUCAAAUGUUGGAUCUGUAGGUGUUAAAAAACCACCUAUUCAAUGUUAUAAUUGCAAGACUUUUAAAACUCCAUUAUGGAGAAGAGAUACAAAUGGAAACACUCUUUGUAAUGCAUGUGGUCUUUUCCAAAAAUUACAUGGGACAAUGAGACCAUUAUCUUUGAAAACUGAUGUCAUUAAAAAAAGAAAUAGCAAAAAAAGAAUGAAAAAGAAUCAAGAAUUGGUCUUAGAUAAUAAUAAUAGUAAUAGUAAUAGUAACAAUAAGCAUAAUGGUAAUGGUAAGGUUAAGCUAAAUAAUGGCAAUAGAAGAAAUAAUGAAACAUUAUUAACAAAUUUGAGUAAUAGUUCUAUAUCUAAAAAUAUCGUACCAAAAUCAAUUGUUCAACCAACAGCAACCACAGCAAUGACAGCAACUACCACAACAAAUUCAACCAUAAGGAACAAGACUUUUUCCAUAUCAGAUCAUUCCUUAUUGACAACUACAGCUACCACAGCUAUGACUCCUACAACCACAACAACAAAAAUGGCAAAUUCUAUAAAAGAUAGUAUCAAUAGUAAUAAAGGUAAUUCUAUAGAAAUAUCUCACAUAAAUACAAUGAAUUCAAAUGGAAUUGCAGGUAAUAGAAGAAGCAGCACCUCUUCAAAUACAUCAAGCAGAUCAUCCUCUUCAAGAUCUAUGGUACCUAUAUUGCCUAAACCACCAGUUUUCUCGACAAAUAAUGUUCCUUUUAAUAUCAUGCCUCAUUCAUAUGGUUCUUUAAGCGCAAGUACAAGUUCCUCUUCAUCUCCAAGAUACGUAGCUCAUUACCCAGGUAACAACAAUAAUACUUUAAUUAAUGGUUUUCCUAUCAACAGUAAUAGUAGUAUGAAUCAGGGAGCUUCACCUUUACAAGCAAGUACAUUUUCUACGUCAGCAGGUAGAUAUACAUCAUCAUCUGUUGUUACAAUUAAUGGAAAUACAACCAAUAAUGGAAUUAAUAUAUUGCGUGGAAGAAAUUCAAGAAAUGCAUCACAUUCCUCCUCCUUUGUAGCCAAUUCUUUACAUAAUCUACAGAAUAUACAGCAACAGCAAUCAAGUGCUAAUGGAAAUCACCGUGUAACAUCACCUAAUAUUUCAACUAGUUGGAAUUCAUAUUCGAAUAAAAUAACAAGAGUUGUAAGUAGUAAUAAAUUAGAUUCGCCAAGUAAUAACCAGCAAAAAAGCUUUGAAACAAUUGAUACCAACAAAGAGCCACAACAAAAUUCCAACUCAUUAUCACAUACUUCCUUAUUAUCGCAACAAUUACAGCAGAAUAGAAUAUCUAUCUCUACUCAACCUAUUCCUCAAUCAUCUGAUUUGCAGCAUAUAGAUAAAUCAGUAUCAAUGACACUAUCAAAUCUAAAUCCUUCUGCUAUUAGAAAUAAAUCUGGUAUUAGUCAGAUGACAUCGACAUUAAAUCAUAAUCUCAGCACUAAUAGUAAUGGUAUGACAAAUAGUUACUCUGAAUCAGUACAGUUCCAACGACAUGGAUCACUACAGCAACAACAAUUAAUUUCGAAUUAUCAAUCAACGGUAUAUUCAACGUUGUACCAGGACUCGUCUCAAUUGAGACAGGAAGAACAAGAAUUGGAAACUUCCAAAGUAACUAAAACCAUGCAGGAGAAAGUAGAAGAUGAACUAGAAUGGUUGAAGUUUGGUAUUUAA
This is a messenger RNA of Arxiozyma heterogenica, 2652 nucleotides long. It is a transcript of the gene GLN3, whose product is annotated as nitrogen-responsive transcriptional regulator GLN3. Gene Ontology annotation, biological process: positive regulation of transcription by RNA polymerase II; negative regulation of transcription by RNA polymerase II. Gene Ontology annotation, molecular function: RNA polymerase II cis-regulatory region sequence-specific DNA binding; zinc ion binding; DNA-binding transcription factor activity, RNA polymerase II-specific. NCBI's taxonomy places the organism in Eukaryota, Fungi, Ascomycota, Saccharomycetes, Saccharomycetales, Saccharomycetaceae. The coding region runs from base 1 to 2652 and encodes 883 amino acids. The transcript has a single exon. The record is from RefSeq and is a predicted model, not a curated record.